Messenger RNA from Diversispora eburnea, 431 nucleotides. The record is from the annotation of a GenBank genome assembly. Lineage: Eukaryota; Fungi; Glomeromycota; Glomeromycetes; Diversisporales; Diversisporaceae.
GUUCACAUUUUAAUGCAAAAAGAUUAGAAAAAGAUAAUUCUGAUAUUUCUGAAGAUGAAUUUGACAAUGAACAGGGAUCAAGUAAUAAAUCAAAAAAUAUACCUAAGCUUUCCAAUAUUAAACUCAUUUAUCUUCCGCCUAACACAACAGCUCAUUUACAGCCUAUGGAUGCAGGAAUUAUCCAUAGUUUUAAAGCAAAAUACAAACAAGAAUUUUGUAGACAUUUAAUUCAACAAUUUGAUUCUGAAAUAGAUCAUAUAAAAACAAAUUAUCAAUUUAUACAAUCUGAAGAAAAUGAAGAAAGUGAUAGUGAUGAAGAAGAAGAAAUAUUACUAGUAUUAGUUAAAGAUGCAGUUAGUGAGUUGGAAACUUUUAUUAAAUAUUUUGAACAACAAGAUAAUAACUCUGAAUUUAAUGUUGAUGAUUUGUGA